CCACCACCAUAUAUGUUUUGUCACAAAUACGUAUUAAUAUUUUCAACAUCAUCAAGGAGAGCUAUCAAGCAUUAUGCCAUUGCUCACCUUCACUUUACCCCUCUAUUCUUUGCUCCUCUUCUCCUCCACCACCACCGCGGCCGCCCAACCAUACAACGCCACCGACCAUUACCUUUUCGACUGUGGUUCCUCUAGCACCACCAACUUUUCGGACCGUAUAUGGGAUGGUGAUGAAAGUUCAAACUUUGUACCCUCCAGCAUCACCACCACCUCAUUUUCAUCUGCCCCCCUUUACCGAGAUCCUUCGGUCCCUGAAACACCUUACUCCACUGCCCGAAUCUUUAACACUUCGUCGUUCACCUACAAAUUCCCGGUCUCCCAAGGGCCCAAGUUCGUCCGCCUCUAUUUCUAUCCCACCACCUAUUCUGACCUCAAUCCAAACCAAUCUUAUUUCUCAGUAUCAUGCAAUGGCUACUCUCUCUUAAGCAACUUCAGUGCUUUCCGAACCGCCUCCUUUCUGGCUACGACCCGGUCUGAUGCAGGAGUUGAUGGUCCCCAGGUUCCCAACUUUGUCAAAGAAUUCAUCAUAUAUGUAAAAGAUACACGAAUCCUAAAUGUUACCUUUACACCCACACCCAACUCAUAUGCCUUCAUUAAUGGUAUUGAAAUCGUUUCAAUGCCGGAAAAUCUGUAUUUUAACAGUAGCAACUUGAACUACGUUGGUCAAACAACAGGACCUGUAAUUGACAACAAAAAAGCUCUUGAAAAUAUUUACAGGCUAAACAUGGGUGGGGGACAUAUAUCAGGUACUGAAGAUACUGGUAUGUACCGGUCAUGGGAACAAGAUAAUAGGUAUAUAUACGGGGCAGCAAUCGGGUGGACACCUGUCUAUGCUCAGUUGAAGCCGAUUACGUAUACCUUGGAGACACCAAAUUAUACUGCGCCUGAGCUAGUUUAUCAAACCCAAAGGAGUAUGGGCAAUCAGGCUGACAGGUACAAUCUGACUUGGUUACUCUCCGUUGAUUCUGGGUUUUAUUACAAGCUCAGGCUCCAUUUUUGCAACAUUAUACCACAAUACACAGAAAGAGGUCAGGUGGUUUUCAAGAUUUUCAUUAAUAAUCAAACUGCCGACGAGGAAAUUGAUCUGUUCCACUUGACUCAAGAUAGCGGGUAUCCUGUAUACAAGGAUUACAUCGUGUUUGUCAAUGAUCCGGAUCGCAGCGGAGGCAAGCAGGAUAUGUGGGUCGCUAUACAUCCUAGUCCCAAUACUGAAACAUUUCAUGAUGCUUAUUUGAACGGUUUGGAAGCCUUCAAGGUAAGCGCGGAUAGAAGUCUUGCUAGCCCAAACCCGGAACUUAGGGAAUACCCACAACCAAGGCCUGCAUCUCCUGUAAUACAGAACAAAAAGAAAACGGUGCCAUAUGGCCCCAUAAUCGGAGGUGUUGGUGGAGGGUUAGUCUUGUUGACUGUUUUGAGUCUUGUUGUUUUCCUGCGAACACGAGUCAAACACUUUGGUAAGGCUGGUGACAAGCCAACAAAAUCUACUAAGACUUGUCAGCCACCAUUACUAUCAGAUCGAUGUCUUCGUUUUUCACUUAUAGAAUUGAAAAUUGCAACCUGUGAAUUCGAUGAAAAAUGUAUCAUAGGCAAAGGAGGGUUUGGUACGGUGUACAAAGGGUACAUUGACAACACUAAAACCGUUAUUGCAAUCAAACGGCUCAAGUCAUCAUCCAAGCAAGGUUUUCAUGAAUUCAGAACCGAAAUUGGGUUUCUAUCCAAACUACGUCAUGUACAACUAGUGUCCCUGAUUGGAUAUUGUGAUGAUGAGGGCGAGAUGAUACUGGUAUAUGAUUACAUGCCCAACGGAACUCUACGGGAACAUCUGUACAAGAAUAACAACCCUCCGUUGUCAUGGAAAAGACGUCUUGAUAUUUGCAUUGGUUCAGCCAAAGGAUUGCAGUAUCUCCACACAGGUGCAAACCGUGCAAUAAUCCACCGGGAUGUCAAGUCAACAAAUAUCUUACUAGAUGAAAAUUGGGUUGCUAAGUUGUCUGACUUUGGAUUGUCAAAGCUAGGCCCUAAAGACAGAACAAAAGACCAUGUUAGCACAGUGGGGAAGGGUACCAUCGGGUAUAUGGAUCCAGAAUAUUACAGGAGGAGACAACUCACUGAAAAAUCUGAUGUGUACUCGUUUGGGGUCGUUUUGCUUGAAGUGUUGUGUGCAAGACCUGUUAUCAAUCUAGGGCUACCGGAUAAACAAGUGAAUCUAGCAGAACUGGGAAAGUCAUGUUAUCGAAAGGGUACCCUGCAUGAGAUAAUUGAUCUCAACCUAAGCGGUGAGAUUGCCCCCAGGUGCUUAAUGAAGUUUGGAGAGACAGCAAUUAGUUGCUUGAAACACGAAGGAAUCGCACGCCCAACCAUGGACGAAGUGAUUUGGGGACUAGAGUUAGCAUUGCAACUGCAAGAAGAUGCUGAGGAAACCGGUGGAAUGUUAGAAAAUCAACAGCUUUCAUUAUCCAUGCAAGCAGAGCCAGCCACAACCGAUGAAUAUGUAUCACUGGACUCAACAGGAAUGGCAAAAAGACAUGACACGUCACCGACUGACACUUUCAGCGAGAUAUCACAGUCAACGGCAGGCUAAUAUAAAUUUACGGGCUUAAGACUCCAGCAUCACAGACAAGCAAUAUUUUUGGUUUAAAUUUGAUGUCAAUUGUUUUGUGAUUAAAUUAUGUAUCUCUAGUAUCACUCUUUUCAUGUACAUAUUAAUUUUUAAUUGCCAUCAUCGAAUGAAUAUAACAGUUAACAGAUCAAA
This is a messenger RNA of Helianthus annuus (common sunflower), 2812 nucleotides long. RefSeq names its product receptor-like protein kinase FERONIA. Bases 74 to 2641 code for a protein of 855 amino acids. Gene Ontology annotation, molecular function: ATP binding; protein kinase activity. The record is from RefSeq and is a predicted model, not a curated record. Gene Ontology annotation, biological process: protein phosphorylation. The transcript has a single exon. NCBI's taxonomy places the organism in Eukaryota, Viridiplantae, Streptophyta, Magnoliopsida, Asterales, Asteraceae.